Molecule: messenger RNA, 1122 nt
Organism: Cetraspora pellucida
Lineage: Eukaryota; Fungi; Glomeromycota; Glomeromycetes; Diversisporales; Gigasporaceae
Source: the annotation of a GenBank genome assembly
AUGCAAGAUCAAAGGGACAAGUCUAAAGACCUAUCUGAAUUAGAUUUAUUGAGACAACGAAUUAUUGAUCCUGAGACUGAAAAUGCCAAACUUAAAGCUGAUAAUGCUAAGUUAAAGCAAACUUUAAAAGAACAUGAAAUCAGAAUCACAAAUCUAGAACAGAGAGAUAAAGAAAAAACUGUUACUAAUAUGCAGAAUGAUCUUUCUGCAAAAGAUAUUUCCUAUGAAAUAAAUUCUAAUAAUACUCCCAAAAAGAUAAUUGAUAUAUCUGAUAACGCUUCAAAUUCUGAUGAUAUACAAUCUAAAAUUGUUAUGUGGAAGAAUUUAAUACCAACCUACUGGUAUAAAGAUGUCAAAAAACUCGAGAAUAUUGUUGACCAUGAUCGGAGGAAAAGAUGUCAAUGUCAACUUAAUGGUGUAUACCUUAUUGAGGUAUGGUAUAAAGAGAAUCCAGAAGUUACUAUUCCUCAAAAGAUAUAUAAAUAUAGAGAAUGUAUUAUUCGAAAAACCUUUGAUCUCACUUUAUCACAAUCUCUUUUUUAUUGUACACAACUGCGCCAAAUGGAAAGUCCAAAACAAGGAGGAGAAGGAAGCAGACAAGGAGCUUUGAGAUUAAAAGUUCAGGACAGUAGAAAAGUUAAAAAUAAGGGAUAUAUUGACCUUCAUCAUGAACAUUAUCUGCUUGAAUGUAUUUCUGCAGAAAGUAACGUUGACCUUACUAUCGACUCUAUACAACAGGCUCUAAAAAAACCUGGUAUUCUUAAAUUGCUAUGUGGAAAAAUUGUUGCAUUUUGCUUCAUACCCGAAAGAUCUUUACGUUUGAAUAGGAAAGUGAAAAAUGUCCACGAUGCCAUUAUUUGUAUUUUUUCAUCAAUCUUCUUUUCUGAUCUUCCAAUAGAUCAGUUUACACCUUCAUUUGCACAGCAGUUGCACCGACAAAUUGGAAAUGAAUUAAUUAAUAACGCAGGAUCUAAAACAGGAGAUGUGUAUUUACAAUAUCUUCGUGAAACAUGGUAUCAAGAAUCAUUUAAUCCCAGUGCACUUGCAACUUUUAUACUUGAAUGUGUAUACAAGACAUCUUAUAACAUAUGUGUAGUGAUGGAUAUUGAUAUUCAAGAUUAA